AUGAGCAUUGGAGAAAUUCACCGUGAUCCAGGCCCUUAGACUUAAGGGUACAAAGGAGUAUUCAAAGGUAUUUCUGAGAAUCUGGAUGUUGGAGUGGGCAUGUAUGCUCCACCAAUAGGCAUGGAAUAGAGAGAACAUCACUACAACAUAGGAUGGAAACCCUGGCAAUAAUCGAAUGAAACAGUUUACGAAGUGGAUUACAAACCAAACAAAGAAAUAGUGAAAAGGGAGAAUUGUGCGAAUAUGCAUCCACCUACUAUUCACAUUGAUCAUAUUAAUGUGCCUUACACAAAGGACACUCACUUCAAUACUGAAUACAAGAACUAUAAGGACUAUCAGAAUCCUCCAAGAGCCAAGCCUAUUAGAGAUAAACUCACAUUGAUGGCCACUUAAAUAGUGAUGGGGGGAUGA
Paramecium tetraurelia is the source of this 411-nucleotide messenger RNA. RefSeq lists its product as uncharacterized. The transcript has 2 exons. The record is from RefSeq and is a predicted model, not a curated record. NCBI's taxonomy places the organism in Eukaryota, Ciliophora, Oligohymenophorea, Peniculida, Parameciidae.